AUGACUGCGGUUGUAUCCCAGCGGCUCAUUUAUGAGGGACCGAAACCAACGACGAUAGAGGGCAACUUUCCUGUCGAUGACAACAUCAUCAACUGCUUUCCUGUCCAGACCACCGUCUUAUCUGCUAAUAAGUGUGGUCAGUCGAAGUGGACGACGACCGCACGUCUGGACGUGAAACGGCCGGAUGGCACCCCUGCGUCGUACUUUCUGAAAUGUGCCGCCGGAGAAGCUGGCCGGGUGAUGAUCGAAGGCGAAUACAACUCCAUGUCAGAGCUAUACAAGACUAUGCCAGAACUGUUCCCGAAACCAUACACCUGGGGGAAGUGUUCAGGCUCCGCUAUCGACACAUAUUACUUCCUGGCCGAAUUCAUCGACAUGUCUGAUCGUGCACCGGAGCCUCAGCAGCUCUGUUCCAAGUUGGCGAGGCUGCAUAAAACCAGCGUCUCUCCGACAGGAAUGUUCGGCUUCCACAUCACGACAUGUCAAGGUCGGAUCCCUCAGGCCGUGGCCUGGGAGAGUAACUGGACGACCUACUUUACGAACCUGCUCCGCCAUGUUAUUGCACUCGACAAUGCAGAAAAUGGCGGCUGGGACGCCCUCAGCGCCCUCGAGGAUCGGCUUCUUGAGCGAGUGGUUCCCUACCUUCUGGACAACCUGACCAAAGAUGGCCGUGUGGUGAAGCCGUCCCUCAUCCACGGCGAUCUUUGGGAAGGCAACACUGGAACUUCGUAUUACACGGGAGAUAUCUACCUUUUUGACGCAGCGGCCAUGUAUGCCCAUCACGAGUUUGAGAUUGGAAACUGGAGGUGCUGCUACAACAAGAUUCACAACAAGGUCUAUACGCAGACGUAUCUCCGCUGUAACGGGCCCAGCGAGCCGACAGAAGAAUGGGCGGAUCGAAAUCGACUCUACUGCAUUUACUAUAAUAUAUUAUACUCGGUGAAUCACAGGAGCCAAGGGAAGGCGGUCCGUCAGACGGCAUUCGACGACAUGUACUAUCUCAUUGACAAGUUCGCACCUUUCCCCGAAGGCCAAGGACCUGAACGGAUUACAGUUGCGGAUAGAGCCACGCUAUCCGACGAGGGGGAUCACACCAAGGGCUGA
Fonsecaea erecta is the source of this 1104-nucleotide messenger RNA. RefSeq lists its product as hypothetical. The record is from RefSeq and is a predicted model, not a curated record. Bases 1 to 1104 code for a protein of 367 amino acids. NCBI's taxonomy places the organism in Eukaryota, Fungi, Ascomycota, Eurotiomycetes, Chaetothyriales, Herpotrichiellaceae. The transcript has 2 exons.